AGUCAGAGGCGGUGUUAGGGGAGGCGGUGGCUCCAGAAAUGGCAGUGAGCGAGAGGAGGGGGCUCGCCCGCUGGAGCCCCGCUGAGUGGGGGCAGCGGCUCCUUCUGCUGCUGCUAUGUGGCGGCUGCUCUGGGCGCAUCCACCGGCUGGUGCUGACGGGGGAGAAGCGAGCAGAUAUCCCAUUGAACAACUUUGGCUUCUACACCAACGGCUCCCUGGAGGUGGACAUGAGCCUCCUGCAGCUGGGCCUCCAGAAGACGGAAGAGCAACAGCCACUGGUGGGGUUCAGUCUGACCCGGGUUCGAUCUGGCAGCAUUCAAUCCUACUCAGACCUUGAAGUCUGUCCUCUCCAGAAAAACAGUACCAACCUCCUGGUUCUCUUCCUCAUCAACACCAAGGAUCUGCAGGUCCAGGUGCAAAGGUAUGGGGAGCAGAAGAAGCUGUUUAUCUCUCCUGGGCUCCUCCCUGAAGCGCCCCCCAAACCAGGGCUCCCAAAGCCAGAGCACAUGAUCUCCCCCAAGGUGGACAGCGGGACCAACACCACGCUCGACAAGGACAAGUCAAAACCCACAGCGUCUCAAGGAGACCAGCAGGACCUCAGUGGGCAGGACAAGGAGCUGAUAUUGGGGCUGGGCCAUCUCAACAACUCCUACAACUUCAGCUUCCACGUGGUGAUCGGCUCUAGGGCCGAGGAAGGCCAAUACAGCCUCACCUUCCACAAUUGCUACAACUUGAUCCCAGGAAGAGAGCAUCCAUUCAACAUCACGGUCAUGAUCCGGGAGAAGAACCCCGAGGGCUUCCUGUCGGCGGCAGAAAUUCCCCUCUUCAAGCUUUACAUGGUCAUGUCUGCCUGCUUCCUGGCUGCUGGCAUCUUCUGGGUGUCCAUCCUCUGCAAGAACACGUACAAGGUCUUCAAGAUCCACUGGCUCAUGGCGGCCCUGGCUUUCACCAAGAGCAUCUCCCUUCUUUUCCACAGCAUCAACUACUACUUCAUCAACAGCCAGGGCCACCCCAUCGAAGGCCUCGCUGUCAUGCACUACAUCACGCACCUACUGAAGGGUGCCCUCCUCUUCAUCACCAUCGCCUUGAUCGGCUCCGGCUGGGCCUUCGUGAAGUACGUCCUGUCCGAUAAGGAGAAGAAGAUUUUUGGCAUCGUCAUUCCGCUGCAGGUCCUGGCCAACGUGGCCUACGUCGUCAUCGAGUCCCGCGAGGAGGGCGCCAGCGACUACGGGCUCUGGAAGGAGAUCUUCUUCCUGGUGGAUCUCAUCUGCUGCGGCGCCAUCCUCUUCCCUGUGGUCUGGUCCAUCCGGCAUCUCCAGGACGCGUCUGGCACCGACGGAAAGGUGGCAGUGAACCUAGCCAAACUGAAGCUCUUCCGGCAUUACUACGUCAUGGUCAUCUGUUACGUCUACUUCACGCGGAUCAUCGCCAUCCUGCUGCAGGUGGCCAUGCCUUUCCAGUGGCAGUGGCUGUACCAGCUCUUGGUGGAGGUCUCCACUCUCGCCUUCUUCGUGCUCACCGGCUACAAGUUCCAGCCUGCAGGCGACAACCCCUACCUGCAGCUGCCCCAGGAGGACGAGGAGGACUUGCAGGUGGCGGAAAUAAUGACCGAUUCUGGGUUCCGGGAAGGCCUGUCCAAAGUCAACCAAUCAGCCAGUGGACGGGAGCUAUUGUGAUCAUCUCCCCAUCUUGGACAGUCCUCCUUGACCCUCCUUCGUCCUCCUCUCCGCACACACAUUCCUCACUCCAGCUCUUCUCCCAAA
This is a messenger RNA of Diceros bicornis minor, 1763 nucleotides long. It is a transcript of the gene GPR108, whose product is annotated as G protein-coupled receptor 108. The coding region runs from base 39 to 1676 and encodes 545 amino acids. The transcript has 18 exons. Gene Ontology annotation, biological process: transport. The record is from RefSeq and is a predicted model, not a curated record. Gene Ontology annotation, cellular component: Golgi apparatus; membrane. NCBI's taxonomy places the organism in Eukaryota, Metazoa, Chordata, Mammalia, Perissodactyla, Rhinocerotidae.